AUGCAUCCUUCUACUUUCAGCACAAUCUUAUCAAUUACUGAAACCGAUGCGCAGUUGGUCCAUUUAAACUAUAAUUCUUUCAAUAACAACAGGGCAGGCCGCAAUUCACUGAACAAUGGUAACCCAAUAGGGAGAUUAAAUGGUGGUGGUGGAAGAAGAAAUCGACCUAACCAAUCAACGCAAACUCCGCUUCGUCAAGGAUUACAAGUACUUCAAACUGUUGUUAGAGGUUUAUUUCGAGGGCCUGGUAGAGGCUUCCCAUAUUAUUCUCCAUAUGGUUAUUAUUAUUAUUAUCCGCACUACAUUUACCCUCGUUAUUACUACCAUUAUUAUGGAUAA
Messenger RNA from Loa loa (African eye worm), 339 nucleotides. RefSeq lists its product as hypothetical. Bases 1 to 339 code for a protein of 112 amino acids. NCBI's taxonomy places the organism in Eukaryota, Metazoa, Nematoda, Chromadorea, Rhabditida, Onchocercidae. The record is from RefSeq and is a predicted model, not a curated record. The transcript has 2 exons.